GUCCUUGUGCCCAAAAGCAUGAUUAAAAAAGAGGCUGUAAACAGGCUCCCGGUCAGCAACCUUUGAUUAAACCCAUUUCAGUUGCACAAAGUGGAAAUUCCAAACGCUAAAAAUAAUACCGCAAAUAAAAAAAAAACAAAGGAACGGGGAUCCGAACGAGAGACUUUACUGGAAGUUGCUCAGUUGCAUCGAUUAGUCACCAGGACUUUCAGUCACAGAAUUUCACUUUAAACGAAAGCAAGGGAGAGACACGCACACAUUGCUGAGAGAGACAGAGAGAGGAAGGAACAGCCAGAAGUGGACAGAGAAACUGUAACAGGACAUCCAGAACAUGUGAGUUGGAAAGACUUGAAUGAUUCAGAUGCGACAAAUGAGAGAAAAAGCAAUACAUCAGACAGAAAGGAAGACUUUUUAUUAAAUAAGAAGGACGUUAUAGACUCCACAACCCACUCAAUUCAAACCCACAUCGAAAGGGGUUUCUCAGAAGACCCAGGUUAGAGAUUCUUCACCAUGGGCGAUCCAACAGUAAUGACAGCUGAAGCUGGCUUCACUCUGACCCAGCAGGACUGGUCCCUGGGAUGGACAUCAUACACGUCGCCUCCAACCAAUUCCACAGGCAGUGCCAACCUCACCAACAACACAAAUGUGUGCCAGGUCAACGCCGACUUCCAGUACCUCCUGUUUCCCGUGGUGUACAGCCUGGUGUUUGCCUUUGGCACUGUGUCCAACCUGUGUGUCCUCUGGUACCUCUUCAGGAAGAAGGGCUCAUUCUCACCGUCUGACGUCUUCAUGAUCAACUUGGCCGCCAUCGACCUCAUCUUCGCUGCCCUGCUCCCGUUCAAAGUGGUCUACCACGCCCUGAAGAACGACUGGAUCUUCGGCGAGGUAGCAUGCAAAAUCACCGGCUCCCUCUUCUUCGCCAACAUGUAUGGCAGCACACUCUUCCUCACCUGCAUCUGCGUGGACCGCUACAUCGCCGUCGUCCAUCCCAUCCGAUCGCUCCAGCUCCGCAAAACGCGCUACCGCGUGAUCACAUGCUGCCUCAUCUGGCUGCUUCUGGCCUGUGUCCUGCUCUGCCUGACUAUUGGAGGACCUCUGACCAGUAAGUUCCCCAACGGCAAGACGGCCUGCCUGGAGAACUUCAACGCCAAGUCCUGGAACAGACGCAUCUCGGGGAUCAGCAUCGUGGCCGCGGUCAUCGGUUUCUUCAUCCCAUUGGUCAUUAUCAUCGUCUGCUACCCUCUGAUCGCCAAGAAGCUUCUGGAACACAACGCGGGCAAGGACACAGUGCACAUGGUGAAGAGGAGAGCCCUCCGCACGGUGCUGCUGGUGCUGGUGGUCUUCCUCAUUUGCUUCGUGCCCUACCACCUCAUCCAGUUGAUCCACACCCUCCGACGGAUCCGGGUGCUCUCCAGCUGCCGCCUCAUCCAGUUCACCUACUCGGCGCGACGGGUCACCAUGGCACUGACCAGCCUCAACAGCUGCCUGGACCCCGUCGUCUACUCGUUCAUGAGCAAUACCUUCAACUGGAGGAGGCUGUGCUGUCAAGGAGAUCGGCUCACAAUCAGCUUUCCCACCAAAGACACAUCAGGGAGAAGAUCAACACGUUUAGCCGCUCUCUGAGAUCCCGGGACUUCCUUAUCCUUUCCCAGUCUUUGCUUGAACUGUCACAGAUUAAUGGUUGAGGGUGGGAGUGCUUGGUGAAGUCGGGUUGGGGGUGGGUGAGCUCUGAGCAAGGAAUCUGUCAACAUUGACACCUCCAUCGAAGACACACAUGCUAUCUAUCCUCCUCACACAAAGCUGUCGCUGACCUGCCCUUUCUCUUAGACACAAUUUCUCCUAGAAAUACCUUCUCCUUUCUCAUAGACUAACACAGACAAAGCUUAUCUCACACUCACAGUUUACAUUCUCCCCCUCAUGGAAGUGCACUCAAUGUUUCUUCACCCGCUCACCUACCUACUGUUGAAAUUUGAGCAUUGUCUACAUCUCUCAGCAGAUGUUGCCAGACCUGCUGAGUUUCUCCAGCGAUUUCUGUUUGAGUGUGUUACUGUUCGAUCGAUAGACCUAAUUUGCUUCAGUAAAGGCAAACCUACUGUGCAUGCUGGAAAUCUGAAACAAACACAGACAAUACUGGGGGUAUUCAGCAAGUCUGGCAGCAUCAGUGGAAGGAGAAACAGACUUAAUGUUUGGAGGCUGGUGUGAACUAACUGGCCCGCACUUGGCUGGAAGGCUGGUUUGCAAUACAGAACAAUGCGUGAAGCGUGGGCUCUAUUCCUGCACCAGCUGAGGUACCAUGAAGGACUGUCCUUCCAACCUCUCCCCUUGCCUGAGGCAUAGUGACCCUCAGAUUAAACCACCACCAGUUACCAGUCUGGGACCCUAGCACCUCAUGUAUGAGUGCGUGUGUGCGUGUGUGCGUGUUUGUGUGUAUUUGUGUGUGUGUUUGUGUGUUUUUGUGUGCGUGCGU
Molecule: messenger RNA, 2467 nt
Organism: Rhincodon typus (whale shark)
Lineage: Eukaryota; Metazoa; Chordata; Chondrichthyes; Orectolobiformes; Rhincodontidae
Product: lysophosphatidic acid receptor 6-like
Exons: 2
Coding region: 511-1623 (370 amino acids)
Biological process (GO): G protein-coupled receptor signaling pathway
Cellular component (GO): membrane
Molecular function (GO): oxysterol binding; G protein-coupled receptor activity
Source: RefSeq, a predicted model, not a curated record